Messenger RNA from Alternaria arborescens, 546 nucleotides. RefSeq lists its product as hypothetical. NCBI's taxonomy places the organism in Eukaryota, Fungi, Ascomycota, Dothideomycetes, Pleosporales, Pleosporaceae. Bases 1 to 546 code for a protein of 181 amino acids. The record is from RefSeq and is a predicted model, not a curated record. The transcript has 2 exons.
AUGAGAGGUCUCCUACGUACGGCUUACGUACGUCGUAUCACCGUACAGUACCUCACCCUCUCACCUACGCACGAUGUCUUUACAGCCUCAACCUUUAGCAAAGACUACACUUACUUCUCUAAAUCACCAACUUACCCCGCCGGUGUCGGUCUAGGUACCCCUAUUCCCACGCAAUCAGCUUCCUCGUCGCAGUUUUCUCACUCUCCCUUCCGUCCUGGCCCGGUUUCCUUGCAUCUUGACGAUGCGCUUGAGUUUGGUAUCUUCACGCAUCUUUCCGAGGGUGGCGGCUCCUUCCAUCCAAGCAAGCAACCCGGAAGGAAGAAGAAGGAUUGGCAGGAUCGCUUCGAGAUUGAGAGUUUGGAGGUUUGGGGCUGUGGUGGGGACGAGGUUGCAGAACAACAAAGGAAAGAGUGGGCGUGGCAAGAGCGCGAGGCGGAGGCUAGACGGAGGAUCAAUCUUGGGACUGGAGACGCAGAAAUGGACCGAGAGUUGUUGAAGAUGGCGGGUAUCAUCUCUGGUGACAGGAGUGGAGGCAGUAUGGGAUAA